Molecule: messenger RNA, 1467 nt
Organism: Uloborus diversus
Lineage: Eukaryota; Metazoa; Arthropoda; Arachnida; Araneae; Uloboridae
Product: SEC14-like protein 2
Exons: 13
Coding region: 103-1383 (426 amino acids)
Cellular component (GO): cytoplasm
Source: RefSeq, a predicted model, not a curated record
CAAGGGGGUUGAAAAGGUAUUGCGCAGUUCUGGUGGUUCCAUUCCCCUGCCGCACGUAGGAUUGACUAUUGUAUUGUCUGUAACGUGGUGAAAUUCGAUGACAUGAUGAAGUUUAAAAGACGUUCAAGGGCAAUGCUCCUGAGGGCAGCGAAAAGUGAGGGUUCCUUGGACAUAAGUAUCAUGAACGGGAAAUGUGACUAUUCCCAGAAAGAGGACCAGAGGAUAGCGUUAAAAGAGUUUCGAAAAGUUCUGAAGGACGUGCUACAGCCCCAACACGAUGACCAGUUUCUUCUCAGGUGGCUUAAAGCACGUGACUUUGACAUUGCCAAGUCCGAGAGGAUGAUCAGAGAGAGCUUCAAGUUCCGCAAGAAACUCGGAGCCGAUACAAUUCUUACAUCAGGCUACGAGUUACCAGAGCUGUAUUUGAAGCACAGAAUCACAGAGUGCUUGGGCUUCGACAAUGAAUACAGCGUCGUCCGUCUCUUCAUGGCUGGCAUCUGUGAUUACAAAGGUUUCGUCUAUUCCUUCCGAGUCAUCGACCUUAUGAAAAUCCUUAUUUAUUUCUUGGAACAUGAUCUCAAAAUGAUGAGAGACAAAAAAGAGAAAGUCAGUAAGCUGGAGGAAAAAAGUACCUUUAUCCUAGAUUUUACUGGCUUCAACCUCAAACAGUUCUACGACAAAUCAGUGAUCAACGCAGGAAUCCAACUCAUUACAAUGUACCAGGAUAACUAUCCAGAAACUUUGAAAGCAGCUUACCUUGUUAAUGUACCUUCCUACUUCAGUUGGAUUUUCAACCUUUUCAAACCUUUCCUAAACUCGGUCACACUCAGCAAGAUAAAAAUUUAUCGCACAGAUGAGUGGCUUCCAGAGUUCUUCAAAGUGAUGGAUCCACACAAAGUGCCAGGGUUCUUGGGCGGAAAACUCACCGACCCCGAUGGAGAUCCCAAGUGCCAUGACCUGAUCUGUUGGGACUCCAAGUUCUCCACGUCCUGCUACCUGAAACAGAACCAGCUGAAGUCGAGCGAGGAUGACCCCUCCAUGAAGACAGCUACCAUCUCCCAGAGGGGCACCCUCGACGUCCCCGCCACCGUCAGCAAGGCGGGAUCCGUCCUGCGAUGGACCUUCCAGACCAAGGACUACAACAUCAAGUUCGGACUCUUCUACAAGCCGCCCGGUGCCACCAAAUCCCGCCCGGCGGAAGAGAUCAUACCGGUGGAGAGCGUCGACUGCCAAGUCGUGCCCGAAGAAAACGACCUCAUAUGUGAAAAGAUCGGCACCUAUAUACUUCGCUUUGACAACUCCUACAGCUGGUUGACAGCAAAACAGCUCUUGUAUAAAGUCGAAGUAGAAGAACCAGGAUCCAACGAUUCCAACAAUAAUUGAUAUGUACCGUUUCUGUGUUUGCAUUUUUAUGAAUCUCAGACUGUAUAAAUACUGUAAAUAAAGUUCCUUUUUGUUUUGAUACUA